Messenger RNA from Ctenocephalides felis (cat flea), 670 nucleotides. RefSeq lists its product as uncharacterized. Gene Ontology annotation, biological process: anaphase-promoting complex-dependent catabolic process. Gene Ontology annotation, cellular component: anaphase-promoting complex. The record is from RefSeq and is a predicted model, not a curated record. The transcript has 3 exons. The coding region runs from base 196 to 633 and encodes 145 amino acids. NCBI's taxonomy places the organism in Eukaryota, Metazoa, Arthropoda, Insecta, Siphonaptera, Pulicidae. Gene Ontology annotation, molecular function: zinc ion binding; cullin family protein binding; ubiquitin protein ligase activity.
UUGAUAUUUGGUGCUGGAUUCAUUGCUUUUUGUAUAUAUUAUUUAUUUUUUAAAAGUGAAAGUCUUCCUCCAAUCCAUGUGUAUCCACCCGGUUAUAAAUUUGUCCUAGAUGAGGAUCUUCUUAAUAGAAUAUUAGAAGAAGAGAGCCUUCUCAGGGAAAGACGCACUAGGAGACUAUGCUAUGCUUGUUUAACAAUGAUAAAGCGAGAUGCUUACAAUAUUUUAUCAAAAGUGAUAAUACGAAAAUGCAAUCAUUCUUUUCAUCCACACUGCUUAUUCAUGAAAUUGCGUAAUAAAGAUGCUUGUAAACAAUGCCCAAUUUGCAAAACUCAUAUUGAACUCGAAGACCUAAUCAUUCGCUCAGCAAAUGCAAGACUUGAACGUCUGUUCAAAACUCGUUUUGAAAUCUUAUGGAUCGAUUACUUAUGUGAAUUACGUCAAAAGGAAAACUGUGCAAUUUGUCUUGAGAGCAUGAUCGACAGUGAUUGUUCGAUAAUUACAAAAUGUGGUCACAUGUAUCACACCAUGUGCAUCUGGUUAUCUUAUAUGGAUUCAAAAAAGUGUCCAAUGUGUAGGAAAAUCAUUAUUGGUAGAGAUAUUAAAGAUCUAAAUUUAAGACUAAAAUAUAUUUAAAUGAUACUGAAUAGGUUUUCUACUUUUUGAUAUUUUA